This is a messenger RNA of Colletotrichum abscissum, 3363 nucleotides long. RefSeq lists its product as uncharacterized. The transcript has 7 exons. Gene Ontology annotation, molecular function: serine-type endopeptidase activity. The record is from RefSeq and is a predicted model, not a curated record. Lineage: Eukaryota; Fungi; Ascomycota; Sordariomycetes; Glomerellales; Glomerellaceae. Gene Ontology annotation, biological process: proteolysis. The coding region runs from base 1 to 3363 and encodes 1120 amino acids.
AUGACAACGACGGAUGUUGCAACGGGCGAUGCGACCAGAGGACCGAAUGACAUCAAAUCUUCGGAAAGGCGUGGCAGGCUCGCAGGCGACAAAGUGAAGACACGACGCAUCCGUGACUCGGAUCAAGAAUCGAGUGACGAAGAAGGUGCGCGUGUCGGCCAAUACCAUGGCAGGAUUGUCAAGAAAUGGAUUCAAUAUCCGGCAGAUGCCGACCACCCAAAAUAUGGCGAAUUUCAUUCCCAGAAGGAUAACGAAGAGCGGAACCUUAUCCAUCGAACAAUCAGAGAACUGUCUAGGAAACAGAAAGACCUUCCACCGCACGCCCUAACUUUCAUCGAGUCCUUGGUAGUCGAUUCUCCCGACCUAUUCGUCGCUAAAGACUCAGACCAAAAGGUCCCAAUGCUUGAAGCCGCCAAUUCCCAGGUAGCCAUCCUGUUUCGGAUAAUCAACCUCCUAAUACCGAGCGAGAUUCGCGAUGCUAUCAAGACCGAGUGCCAGGACGAGAAAUCCAACUGCCCCUUACAAAAGGUGGUCCUGGCACGCCGAAAACAGUGCAGCAUCAAUCCAGGAAAGGCCAGUAAGGCCAGUAAGACUGACACCAUACAGACUGCUGAUCCUGAGCAAGGUCUUGAUUCUACAAGAACGGAAAUCAGUGGCAUUGCAGAGAGAACCGAAUGUCUUCACGGCCAGGUCGACGUGAAAAGGCUCUUGGAAAAAGACCAUCAACUGAGAAAGAAGCUUGUAGCUGCUCUGAAGCCUCACGAGCAGGCUCAGUUAUGUCUCCAGUCGCUCCUAGUGGACACCAAAUUCGACAAGGGUCAGAAGAAAAGCGACCAAGUCGUCCCGUUGCCCGGAUUCAAGACCCUUCUUCAACUCUGCCCUGAUGAUUUGUUCAGCAACCAACCGAGCAACGGGUACACUCCUCUGCAAAUGGCUGUCAAGCUCUACGGCACCGAAGACAUCGACUAUGAUCUUCUCUUCUUUGUCAUUCAGGCUUUGAUCGACCGAUGCCCGGCUUCCAUCUUUUUGAAGCAUAAGGGCGAAAAGAAUGCGUAUAAAUUGUUAAAGUCCUUGGAUGAGGCGAAGUCUACGAAGAAUGCCAGUUCGCGAGCGCUGGCCGAAGAGUUGCUGAAGAGAAGCUGCAUUGGCUUUCCAGAAGGUUUGGGAGAUGCAAGAUCGGUCUUAGGGGGUGAGAGAAAUGAUUCCUGGGCGAAGAAGAUGGACUUCCUCUACUGGGAUGCAAAAUUAGGUACGUCAGCCACAACUCUGAGAGAGCUGCUCUUGGCCUUACAAAAGAUUCUGGAGGGCGACCCUAACUCGCGGGUAGAGCAGCGAUUCUACCUCAACCUAACAGGGGAGUCCGUCAUGCUCGACAAGGCCUACAUUAAUACAAUAAAAAAUCAGUCCGGCCUGCGUCUCGAAACUGUGUUAGAUUUUGUCAAGUUGCCUUACUGGAAGCCACAAGACCGGAAUUCACGACUGAGCUCCGCGAAUGCGCGAUAUGGGCAACAUCAGAAUCACAGUCCUAGCGAAGGGAAAGAUGUUGGCGAGCCUGAAUUGCCAACCCUCGAUCCCUACGGGGCCAUGUUUGAUUGGCUAUGGGGUUGCAACGUACGCAAAAUUUUCACGAUCGACGUCGAUGACGACGGUCCGGAGCCACACACCAAUGCGUCUAUUCGUAAAGCCUUCAGAGGCGAGAAUGACAGUACCAACCCGACGCGAGAUUUCGAGGUCGAAGUUUGGAAAUGGAAGAAGUUCGACAUCUGCGCUGAGACUGUGGCCACGGCGGCUCCGAAGGCCCGACAUAUCUAUUUCUAUUCCCGCGGGAAUACAGCUGUUCUACGGGGCUGGGCCAGUAGCCCAGGACAGCUUGAAAAGUUGAACAUUGAGAUAUUUCCAGAGAACGUGAACGAUGAAGAAGAUUGUAGGGUAUACGAGCCAAACUUUAAGGAAACCCUCGCACAAAACUGUGCACAACUCAAGAUUGAGAACAUUUCGGUGAAGAAUCACGGUUACCGGAGGGACCUUGGAGCAAAUGAAGCUGGCAACGAAGGGAUGAGUGUCAGGAACAAAGGCCAGUCACGGCACGAACAAAGCACUAACAAGCCCUCUAUCAAAGUUGCACUCCUAGACGACGGUGCCAAGUUGACUGACCUUCAUGGCCAACAAAAUGGUCGAUCGUUCCGCGCAGACAAGGAGGAAUUCUUUGUUGGGCCAUGUGAGCAUGGUACGGCCAUGGCACGCUGCAUACGGGAGGUCUGUCCAAUGGCUGAGCUGUACAUCGCCCGCCUGGACGAUUCAAGACAUGUGGAGAACCAGAAGUUCACGAUCACCUCCUGCCACCAAGCUUUACAAUGGGCUUUGGACAUGGAGGUGGACAUCGUCUCUAUGAGCUGGACGUUCGAGAGAAAAGGUAUAACCAACGAUGAAGCUGAAGAGGCGUUUGUUAAGCUUGCCAAGCAAGCCAUUGCCAGCGGAAAGGUGAUUCUCUUCGGCUCCCUUCCAGACAAGGGCCCAGGGGCACAGACAUCAGAAUUCCUUCCCAUAGGGAUGGACGGCGUCCUCAAGAUCGGCGCCGCCACCCUCCACGGGCAAAGUUCGGCUGAAAAUAUACAUUCCAACCCCGAUUUCCUUCUCCCUGGUGAGAGCCUAUUCAGCCCUACUGGGGAGAUUGUCCGGGGUAGCUCAUACGCCACAGCCUAUGCUUCUGGUCUUGCUGCUAUUGUGCUCUACUGCGUGAAAGCACACCAAGAGUUGGAGGAGGUCACAGAAGACGACGAGAUGCAUAAGGCUUGGGAUAUGGCCAAGAGGGUGAAAGGGAUGAAAAUUAUUUUCAACCGUCUUAGUCAGAAGAACUCUGAAUACCGGUCGGACCGAGGUGCUUUUGUGCAACCGUAUAUUGUCUUUGGGCAGGAUUUCAAGGAUUCUCGAGACGACAAGAGGAACGCUUUGCGCAGGAUUGUGACAGAAAUCCUCCCUCCUGACGUCCUAAGCUGGGCCACUAAGCCAGGCGAUUUCCAUGAUGAUGGAUCCGGCGAGGCCUAUGUUCUUCUGGUUGUUGAGGUUGUGCACAAGCCUGAGUGUCACGCCGAGCUGGUCGAGAGACUACCCUUGCAGCAUCAUGGACACGACCAAAAUCUUGACCCUUUUGACGACGAUUUCGGCAGAGUACCGGAGCUUGAUGUCGUCGGAUAUGGAUAUUGGCUGUGUUGGGUCGACGGCAACACGGGCCUACGCCAGCGCGUUCUCGACACUCUAGGUGGCAGGGACCGCUGUGCUUUUGGGAUUCGAAGUAAAGACCUUUCAUGCAGUCAGUUGGAGGCGGUCGUCGAGAUGGAGACGAAGGAGCCUUGUACGAUCUAA